This is a messenger RNA of Lontra canadensis (Northern American river otter), 939 nucleotides long. It is a transcript of the gene BIK, whose product is annotated as BCL2 interacting killer. The record is from RefSeq and is a predicted model, not a curated record. The transcript has 5 exons. Gene Ontology annotation, biological process: male gonad development; apoptotic process; apoptotic mitochondrial changes. Lineage: Eukaryota; Metazoa; Chordata; Mammalia; Carnivora; Mustelidae. Bases 36 to 485 code for a protein of 149 amino acids.
UCGCGCCCGCCGCCACCUCCGACGCGAGAGAAGAAAUGUCCCACACGGGAUCCCUUUCCAGGAACCUCUUUCUGAGCACCUUUCUGCAGGAGCAUGGCCCGGAAGUGCUGGAGGUCCCUGGCAUGACUGAUCUUGUGGAGUACUAUGAUCCAGGGCCCUCCCCUAACAGCAGCAACCCCGACGAUGUGGCCAUGCGGCUGGCCUUCAUCGGGGACGAGAUGGAAGUGAGAUGGACGCUGCCUCGCAUUGGCGAGCUGCCCGGGAUGGCUGUGCACAGCUUGGCUUUUACCUACAACCAGAUGGGCCUGAGAGGUGUUCUCCGAAGUUUCGUGGAUGGUCUCACUAACCUCAGGGAGCACAUACGGAUCUGGAGCUUCCUGACCUUCAGGAACAGGGUGUCCCCCAACCCCGGGCGCGGGCUGGUGCUGUCCCUGCUGCUGCUGGUGGUGCUGCUGCUAGGCUGGGGCCUUCAGGUCCUCCAGUGACGCCAGCUGCUGCUUGGGGCGGGGGGCGGGGCUGGCCUCGCCCCCCCUGGCCGCCACCCUGGCGGUGGCCUUGUUGGGUUUGUUGUCUUUUUAACGGUUUUCUGAUGAUGCCUUUUAUAUAUUUAAAACGGAGUGCUGGGACACUACUGAGGUUUCAUACUAGUUUUUUUCUUUUUCUUUUUGUAAGAGAAAUGAAUUCAUUAUACCUCUGGGGUCGUUGCUGGUUAACUGCCCGUGCCAAGGCCUGGCUGGGCCUGCUCUCCUGGCCCCAGCCCACGUGUGGUGGCCUGUCCCGGGAAGGAGCCUUCCUCUUGCUGGGGGGCCCUGUGGCGGGCCGUGGGGGGAGUGCUGGCCACACCCCCAUGUCUGUGAUGCCCCGGGGCAAAGAGAAAAUCUGCUGGAAUAGAUUUCUGAGGGGUGAGGAGAGCUCAAUAAAAUGUUGGUUUCCAGCUGG